Dromiciops gliroides (monito del monte) is the source of this 3059-nucleotide messenger RNA. It is a transcript of the gene PSAP, whose product is annotated as prosaposin. The record is from RefSeq and is a predicted model, not a curated record. Gene Ontology annotation, biological process: sphingolipid metabolic process. Gene Ontology annotation, cellular component: lysosome. The coding region runs from base 119 to 1786 and encodes 555 amino acids. The transcript has 13 exons. Lineage: Eukaryota; Metazoa; Chordata; Mammalia; Microbiotheria; Microbiotheriidae.
GGUGAGGGCCGGGCCGGGAUCACGCCUGCGCAGUGCGGAGCUCUGGGCGCGUCGGGUUUUUAUCCGCGGCGGAUCAGCUGACUCCCCGCAUUGCAGAACGGCUGUGUCCACCGAAGACAUGUUGUACGCUCUCCUCCUCCUGCCCAGCCUCCUGGGCGCGGCUUUGGCCGGCCCCGUGUUCACAAAGUCAGAAUGUGCAAAAGGUUCCGAGGUCUGGUGUCGGGAUUUGAAGACGGCAUCUGAGUGUGGGGCUGUCAGACACUGCCGGCAGACAGUCUGGAGCAAGCCCACCUUGAAAUCUCUCCCCUGUGAAGCGUGUAAGGAGAUGGUCACAGUGGUUGAGAACUUGCUGAAACAAAAUGGCACUGAGGCUGAAAUUGAGAGUUACCUGGAAAAGGAGUGUGAGCUGCUUCCUCAAGAGGAUUGGGUAUCUAAGUGCAAGGAGAUAAUGGAGUCCUAUCUGCCAGUGGUCAUCAGUGCCAUUGAAGGGGAAAUGAGCAAUCCUGAGGAGGUGUGUACCGCCCUCCUCUUCUGCCGGUCCCUUCAGAAACAUCUGGCCACUCUGAGUCAGCAUCAGCAGGAAUUGGAAUCCAACACCAUCUCUGAAGCAGACAUGUCUGAAGUGGUGGCUCCAUUCAUGGCCAAUGUUCCCCUCCUCCUUUAUCCUCAGGGAGAGACCCAGAAAAAGCCCCUUUCAUCAGAGGUUGGAGAGGACGUGUGCCAAGACUGUGUUAAGUUAGUGACAGAUGUUCAGACCGCUAUAAAGACCAACUCCUCCUUCGUUGACUCCUUAGUGGAUCAUCUCAAGGAAGAGUGUGAUCGUCUCGGGGCUGCCCUCUCAGACAUGUGCAAGUCCUAUAUCACCCAGUAUUCUGAAAUUGCUGUCCAAAUGAUGAUGCACAUGGAACCCAAGGAGAUCUGUGAUUAUGCUGGAUUCUGUACAGGGAAGAAAACACCUUUGCAGGCCCUGGUCUCAGCUCAUAUGGCCAGCAACAACGUGAUGCCUGCAUUGGAGCUGGUGGAGCCAGUCAAGAAGAACUUGGUUCAGAUGAGAGCUGGUCCCACUUGUGAGCUGUGCCAGUAUGUCAUCAAAGAGAUCAUCAAGUUGCUGGAGGGCAACAAGACUAAGGAGGACAUGAUCCAUGCCGUGGAGAAAGUGUGCUCCGUGAUCCCCAAGUCCAUGGCUGAGGAGUGCCGAGACCUGGUGGAAUCCUACGGGCCGGCCAUCGUGGAUCUGCUCCUGGACGAGACGAGCCCCCACUUGGUUUGUGGCCUGCUUAACCUUUGCCAGAACAAGAAGUCAGGUGAGUGUGGGAGGCCAUGUGCCGGCCUGGAGCCCGGGGCUCGUGAUCUUGGAUGUGGCUGUUACUGCACACGCCUCAUCCCUCUCUGUUCUACAGUCAAUGUGGCCCGGCUUAAGAGUGGCGUCUUCUGUGAUGUCUGCAAGAAGGUCGAUGGUUAUUUGGACCAGAACCUGGAUAAGAACAGCACAAAGGCCAUGAUCCUUGCUGCCUUUGAGAAGGCUUGUAGCAUGUUGCCUGGAGUGUACAAGGAUGAGUGUGAUGAGUUUGUGGAACAGUAUGAGCCCGUCCUGAUAGCAGCCCUGCAUGAUGAGCUGAAUCCUGAUUCUCUGUGUUUGAAAAUUGGAGCUUGUCCCAAAGCAGCUCCUAAGCCCCUGUUGGGAACUGAGCAGUGUGUUUGGGGCCCGAGUUACUGGUGCAAGAACAUGGAGACAGCAGCUCAGUGCAAUGCUGUUGAGCACUGCAAGCGCCAUGUAUGGAACUAGAGCCCUUCUUUCUUGGAGAAAUUGCCACUUCUUUCUAUUUGUGUGUCUGGGGGAAGGGAACUUAAAGAUCUGACUUUUUUCUCCUGUUUUUAAAUGAGCCUCACAUCCUCUUCUCCCUUCAUCCCAUCAUCCUUUUGUUCCAUUUGUCCAUCGUUGCCGUGGGCCUGAGAGGCGCUGUACUCGGCCAUGUUGCCACACUUUUUCCUCCUCUGCUGGGUGAAUGACAUGCCAUGUCUGUAUCGUGGACUGGAGUCUGGUGGGCUGGUGGAGAUGUGGGCUGGGUGCGAGUAGGAGCCUGUGGGUAGGGAUGACAAGCACAGGCCCAACUGCACCUUACAAAUAUCUACCAGUGGCCUCAUCUGGGGUUUCAAACUUCAAAUCAGUUAGUUGUGUUUAGAGCUGUCAGAGCCCCUGCCCCUAUGCCGGAUUGCUCCGCUUAGCCCUUCUGUGUGGCUGGAGAAAGGCACAGCUGUGUCCUCCAGGACAGGAAUUCAGAGCCCUUCUUGCUUUGCCCGCAAUGUGGAAGAGUCCUGGUCUCCUUCGGAAGAAGCUGCUUUUGGCUUAGAAGGAGAGGGUGAGGCUUUGGUUUGCUCUAGCUGGAUGGAGGCAGUCCAGCUCUUGGCUUAGUUUUUUGAGCACUCACCCCCAUCUUUAGGUUGUAGCUUUCUUCUUUCUUUGUGAUACUUUUCUUGAACCUUUGCUUUGAAGUGGGUUUCGGGAAGUGGGAUAGAGUUGUAAUGGGGGCUGUGUCAGUGUGGGAUACCCUUUGGGGGGGGUCUAUCUGGGGGGUGGGGGGAGAGAUUCUGUGACUUGUUUCUUCUCUGAGGCCCGACUUGUAUGGUAACUAUAUUGGCCCAAGUCUGAGGAGUCUGGAAAGCACUAGUUCUGGGGGGGGUGUUUGCUUAUUUCUCUGGUGUGUCUUACAGUUGCAAAUACACACAACACAGCUUGGGGGUUGCUGCUAGAGCCCCUUCUUAAUCAUUAUUUUCAAAAUUAACAUGGGUGACAAAAGUCCUGCUUUUCUUGCUUCCUAGUAGAAAUGUGGCUGACCCACCCAAGUGCAAGUUUCUCCCUUGUUACCAAAUUGUAGGCUGGGCCUCAGUUUCUCCUUCUUGUGAUAGCAGCUUCUGCUCUGCUUUAAGUGUUCAGGGAAGCAAGGUGUGUUGUUGCUAUUAAAUGAAGUAAAUAUUGAUGAUUUUUGUUUUGUUCUGGUUUUGCCUUAAAGCUUUCUGUAAUUAACAAUAAAAGUUCCAGUAAACUAAAGUUGUUGUGA